Molecule: messenger RNA, 6851 nt
Organism: Phyllotreta striolata
Lineage: Eukaryota; Metazoa; Arthropoda; Insecta; Coleoptera; Chrysomelidae
Source: the annotation of a GenBank genome assembly
GAUAUUUUGUGUUGUCAAAAAAUAAUUCAUACGGUUUUUGUAGUGUUUAAUAAAAAUCGAGCGAUAAUUAAAAAUUAUCGUACAGAGCGAAUAAAACAAUGGGAAAGGAACCGAAGGGAACGGAAUCGAAGAAAGCGGCGUUCGCCGGCAAAACAAAGUGAAUUAGUGAAUCCAGUUCGCGCCUCGACAAAUAACCCGAGAACCGGCGGCCAUGUUGUAAGUCUUGUCAAGCAUCAUGGGUUAAGAGUGCGGAAUAUGCAAGCUGUAAAACGCUCGAAAAAAUCGUUUUGUAUACAAGCCGAACGGUGCAUUUUAUCAAUAAAGUGUAUUUCUUUCGAACGGUAGCCACAGCGGAUCGCCCGGUGGUCGCGAAACCGAUGUUUCUGCGCAUUUUUACGGUCAGAGUGCAAUGUCGUACUAGCUAGCGCAGGGAGUCGUCUGCUGCCUGGCCGACGAUUGCGAGCUUCCAGCAUCCCCAAUUGCGGGAGGUGAGUGCAAACGGACGUCGGGACCGUUGUUUCUGGCGUCUUGGGGUCGCGUCCGGUGCCGGUUAUCGACGAUAAUGACACGUGCUGUGCGGUAAACAAGGAUUUUUAUCAUAGGACGACUAUGGCCAAAAUUCUAGGCAAAGAUCAGGCCACGUACGCGAAGGAACGCGAUGUCUUCCUUCGAGAUUUGCAACAUUUCCACGAAAUUCGAGGGACGCCUAUCAAGCUAACCCCUAUUAUAGGAGGCACAACAGUCGACUUAUACCUACUUUAUAAUCUAGUUACAUCGCAAGGCGGAUGGUUGAGGGCGAACUCGAAGAACGCAUGGCCCGAUAUACUGCCGUUGUUGAAGAUACCCAAAUCCUGCGUCAAUGGAAAUGUGGCUCUUAAGCAGAUCUACCUAAGAUAUUUAGAUCGAUGGGAGAAGGUGCAUUUUCUGCACGAAGAUGCAGAUAGGGCCAGUGAUGACGAUGAAGAGAGCAGGCACAAGCGCUGGUCCGCGAGAUCUUUGCAUUCCAUCCCUUGUUGCUACAAUUACGCGCAACACAACAUUAGCGAAGCCCAACGAAUAGCCCAUCAGCUUGCAACAAACGUGCACAAACCAUCAACGUACGACAGACUAUUUAUGUCUCUGUUGUGUCCAUUGCCCAACGAACAAGAUUUCGCCAUCAACGUCUGUACACUUCUAUCGAACGACGGCAAGCACACGUUGAAACUCGAAAAGCAACCGAAAUUGGUCAACUACUUACUCGCCCACGCUGGAGUUUUCAGCCAUAGCUCUCUUCGACAGUUAUUUACGCACUUUUACAAUAAAAUACGUAAACGGCCUAUACACAAUUUCUGGAAGGAAGUGCUCGACUCGCCGGAUUUCCUCGUUCUGACCAACGAAGCCGAAUUCCCGAACGAAUCGGAAUCGAAGAAACCGGCGCCACUGAUCGUCGGCAAAGAGGACGAAUACGUUUCGGCCUUUUUGGCAUUGAACGACGGCCCGAACGACUCGGAACCCAACGACAACGCGGACAGUUCGUUGGACUGCGAGAUAAUCGACGAUACAUGUGAUAUAUUCAAACUGAAAAUCGACGCGGCCGACGGCGAAAUGUUCAACGUUAAACGAUCGCUCGGCACGCAGGAUUACAUCGGCCAGAGGGUGUUGCAAAUCGCGACGAUUUUGCGGAACCUUAGCUUCGUGGAGGACAACGUGCCGGUGUUGGCGAAGAACACGUCGUACGUGAGAUUUUUGUUGUUGUGCGGCAUGUCGCGUUGGAACAUGUUGAAGAACAUCGGCUUGGAUAUGCUCAGUAACGUUGCGUCCGAAUUCGUUAUCAAAGACAUACAAAACGACGUGUUGACGAACAAACUGAUCAAAAUCGUGACGAGAGGUUUGAAAAGCGAAGACAGGGCGGAGUGUUUGUCUUCGUUGGAAGUGCUGAACAAGUUGAGUCAAAACGAACAGAACGAAGAGAUAUUGCAGAGAUCGUUGCAGGCUCACGUUUAUAAAAGUGUGUGUUCCUUUUUGACGUUACACGAUGUUAUGUUGUUAAUUUAUACGUUAGAAUGUUUGUAUUCGUUAUCGUCACUCGGCGAGAGAUCUUGUAAUUUUAUCAUUGUUAAUCAUGGGGUUAUAGAUACGUUGGUAUCGUUAGUGACUGUUGAAGGUAAAAGUUACGGUCCGAAGGCGUGUAUCGGUAUGAAAUUGGUCGAGACAUUGCCCAGCGGUACGAGUCAACAGGCGCAGGUAACGAACGCGACCGCAUCGCAACAGCCCAUCCAACAACAUCAGCAACAAGUUCCGGCUGCUAGUAGUUCAUCGACGCUCGUCCAUACGUUAACGUCGACUUGUGUAGUUGUGAAUUCCAGUAGCGCCGCGACGCCCGUCGCCACAUCGACGACGACCACGAUAAUCAGUAGCAGUCCGGCGCCGAAAUUGAGCGCUCCCAGUACGCCUGUCAGACAGGUCAAUAUAGCGCCUCAAAGAUUGAUACCCAUUUCACCAUCGACUACUACAUCGAGUAUGUCUACUCUACCGACUACGCCAUCGGUUAUUCAAACAUCGACGGUAAUGACGCCGCAACAAUUGAUCCAACAGCAGCACGCCCAUCAGCAGGCCAUCCACGAGAACGAGCAAUUCGCCUUGGCUUGGUUAAGGGCCACGUACGAACCGUGCACGUCCGGCAAAAUCGACCACCAGGAAUUGUACAAGCACUAUUUAAGUUCCUGCUCGAACAUCGGAAGGCGAGGCGUCAUAUCGCCUUUGCAUUUUCCCAGAUGCGUUAGAUCAGUAUUCGGCGGCACCGUGGGUCCCAAUCCGAUGAAACCGGCGAAUCCGAGCGAUCCGCAGUACUACGAAGGCAUCAAGGUGCGCGACAAACCCCUCAUAAUCAAUAUCCCGCCGUCCUCGGUAACCAAACCUGUCGGUGCGACGAUCGUACCUGCUGCGUCUAACUCGGUGACCAAACUACAGCAGGUGCGUCGAAAAUCCGUACAGCCCGUUAACGCGCCGGCGCCGCCGUCGCAAACGGUCACGUUGACGGUCGUCGCCGAUAAUAACAACGGCGUCGCGACGGACGUCGUUAACGCUUCGUCUCCCGCCUCUCCGAUACUAAAGGCGCAACUGAGCGCGCCUCCCAAACAAAGGGACGGCGGCGUCCCUUCGCCUUCGCCCUCGCCCUCGCCCGUCUCGAGCAAAGGCGACGUGAAAAGCCAGGCCAUGGCCCAUCCGCACUUGAGCCAAGCGCUACUGGGCAGUACAGCGUCGACGGCGCCAUCUACAUCGACGUUAACAAUGGCCGGGGGUGCCGUUAAAGAUAACCAAGCGACAGGUCAAACGAGUAACACCUCGCUAAUAAAAAGCCUUCUGGCGACAAAGGUAAACGAUUGCAUGUCAACAGUGAGCAUGAGGACUGCCACAGACUGUCAAAAUGUAGCUCAGGUAGCAGCUAGACAACGCCUGUUGGCGCAGCAACAAAACCAACAGCAACAAUCUAACGAGAAUUUGAACAAAACCCCGAUGAAGGAAACGGCGAAUUCGAACCGAUUGAACGGCGUCAGGCAACUAUUCUCGGACAUCGAAAUCGGCGAUCCGUCCGUAUCGUCUACGACGCAAUUCAGCGAUUUGACAAAAGGUAAAAAAGAACCGCCCCAACCGCCGCCCCCGCCUCUGGCGCCGCUCAGUAAUAACGUAAAGGGCGGCGGCAACCGGUCGCAGAGAAUCGACAACGAAGACAGCGAUUCGAUCGGUAACAAUUCCUUGGCUUCGAGUUCCGGAAUAGGUACCAUAGGUAUAGGAGGUGUAUCGUCGACGGACGACGGCGAAAAUUCCCUGACGGGUUUCGAAGGCCUAUUGAACGGCAUACCGCCGGCCAUUGAAAACGCCCUAAACGACGACAGCGAUUCCAAAGAUUUUGUAAAAAUAUCGAGUAGUGAAAUAUCUGUGAAUAAACCGCUUAGGUUAGCUGAUCUCUUAGAAAAGAAGUUCGAAAAGAGCCCGCCCAUGUUGUUGAACGGUGCGCUCGGCAAAGAAUUAAGACUGGGCGACAAGGCGAUGGAUUUGGUCGAGAAUCACAUCGAGAAGGCCUUGAGCAGGGAGAUUGAGGCGAAUGCCGAGAAAUGCAUCAAAAUGGAGGUGGAUAUCAAGAACGAACAACCGGAAAGGGAAAUGGUAUCGCUAAAAAGGUGUUCGUCGGACGAUAUAACGGAACCGACCGAAACGAAACGACCGUUAUUAGCGAGCAACGUCAACGUAAACGGCACGUUGGCGGCCCAUUCGCCCGCCCCCGAUUCGUCGAGUUCGAACGGCGACGACGGUCCGUCGACGGGCGUCUCGACGGCCGCCGCCAAAUUGUUCGCCGACAUAGCGGCCGACAUUUUAGAGGACGAAGACGAAGAACAACUGAUGCAAGAGGCGGGCGGCGGCGACGCGCCGUCGUCGGCGGCGGCGGCGGCGCAACAGGUGCAACUCCAACCGGCCCAAAGUCCCCUGCAACAGAUCAUCGUCGAUCAGAACAACCAGCAGGUGUUGUUGGCGCACCAACCGCGACAGAUCAUCGUAUCGUCGGGCGGGCAAUUGCCGAACGCCGCCAAUCAGAUGGUGUUCCAAUCCGGUACUUCGGUCAAAACGCAAUCCGGCCAAACGGUGAUCGUGCAAAACACGUCGUCGGGUCAACGAUCGAUGGUGCUCGCCCAGCCGAACGCCGCCGGCCAGAUACUGUUGUCGCAGGGCAUCCAAGGUCAAAUGCAAAUCGUCGCCUCGCAAUCGGGCCAACAGUACGUGUUGCAGACGACGGGCGGUAACGGUCAAGGGGCCGCCUACGUGGUGGCUCAACCGCAAAACGCCGUUAUGCACAACGCCCAACCGCAGACCGUUUUGUUGGCGCAAACGGCGCAACAGCAAGGCACCGGCGCCAAGACGAUCAUUAUAUUGCAACAGCAGCCGAGCGCAGGCGGUGGCGGGGGCGGCGGGGGAGGCGGCGGCGGCGCCACGCAACACCAGAAGGUGGUGGUCACGCCGCAAGGACAACAGGUCGUCGUUACUCAAGUUCCCAGGCCGGUGAUGCACACUUCGUCCGUAUCGAAUAACGUAUCUGCCGUUAACAAAUCGAUCAAAUCGGUAUCGAGUGGCAAUACCAAUACGAAUACGACGCAAACGCAAAAUACCAGUAUAGUGAUAAGCGAUAGAAGUGAGAACGUUAGAAGGAGAACUAGAGAUUUGACGUCGCCGUUCGUUUGCGAAUGGAACGAUUGUACUAUUGAUGUGGCGUUCAAAUCGGCGAACGAAGUCUACCUUCACGCUUGCGCGUCGCAUUGUCCGACCGGCAGCGAGGAGAUCAUUUGCCAAUGGGAUAGAUGUGAUAAUAUGAAAAGGAAACGAUUUUCCCUGAUGACCCAUCUCCAUGACAAGCACUGCAAUACGGAGUCGAUGAAACAAAGUUUGGCCAAACGAAAACAGGCAGCCCAGUCGAACAAGCCCGAAUCUCCGGCGCCCGCGACGCCCAGUCCCCAUCCCGGUUACGCGCCCGACGCCGCUUUGCACGCCAUCAAAAGACACGCCUUGGAGUUCGUCAAUCCGAAGGAAUUGCAACUGAAAUCCACGAAACCCGUCGCUGCUGGUUUAACAGCAGUUAUCGCCCGCGGUGGUUCCACACCUUCUUCCGACCAGGUGAGGUGUCGGCUUAUAGACGAAAACGAAGGACCCGUUACAAAAAGUAUUCGACUAACAGCGUCAUUAAUAUUAAGGAAUCUUGUAAUUUAUAGCAGUCACUGUAAAAGGUACUUAAAAUCGUAUGAAUCCCAUUUAGCUAAUGUAGCUCUGAGCAACGUCGAAUCAUCAAGGACGAUAGCGCAAAUUUUAUUUGACAUGAACGAUUCGACGCACAGGUGACCGAAACGCAAAAGUGAUUGGUGUUUUGUCGAUGACUCGAAGUGAAUGAGAAAUGUGCCGGAAUGAUUAAUAGUGUAAAUAAAUUGAUGAUCGAAGAAGAAGAAGAAAAAAACAUGAAAAACGAACGAACGAAAGAUUGAAAAUGUACAAAAGUUUAGUUGAUUAAGUGAACUACUAAGAGCCUAAUUGUUAUUUUUUAUAUUAUUUUACCUAGUGUGAAGGAUAUACGAACUUAUGGAAGAAAAAAAAACAUUUUAAAAACUACUUUUCCCUAAAAAGCAGGCACUGUAUUGUUGAAAUUGAAGAAAAAAAGACUCGUUUAAAUUCUGUAGACACAUUGUAUUAAUUUCUUUUUUAUCCGUGCAAUUACAAUGGCUAUUAUAUGUUAUUAGCUAUUCUUUGUAUAUAACUCUGAUAUCUUAGUCUAGAGCGGUUUUUAAAUUGUUGCCUUAAAUACAAUAUUAUUUAGUUCUUUUUUUUAUGUACUCGUAACUUUAAUAUUAUUUAUCGAAAUACAUUGUAGUAAACCUGUUGUUUGGGCAGUUAUUUAGUUCGAUUUGUUUUAAUAAAAUUUCAUACUUGAAUCAUUUUGUAAUAAAAGAAAUAACUUUCCAAUUCCAGGCGAUUUCAGUUCAAAUUUCGAAUCGGCAACACCGCAACGACUGAGAUACUCGUAUUAUGGAUAAAAAAAAUCUGUUUUCGAAACUGUCCAUUGUACAUGUGAUAUAGAUGGCACAUCGGUUAUUUUUUUUAUCAGUAUUAUCCGAAAGUGUAAUUAUGCUUUUUCUUUUCUCUUCAGCGAGGUACCGAAUCUCUAGUUGACUGAUUUUAUUAUUAUUAUUUUUUUUUUGUUCAAAUAUAUGUAACUACAGUUUUGAUUAAGUUGUGUUGUGCUUAUCAUAUCUCAAAAUAUCCAUCUUUUCAUACUUACCAGUAAACGAAGAAUUGUAAAGUAUUUACAAUUAUGGAAGAAAAUUAAAAUGCAU